Racocetra persica is the source of this 185-nucleotide messenger RNA. The record is from the annotation of a GenBank genome assembly. Lineage: Eukaryota; Fungi; Glomeromycota; Glomeromycetes; Diversisporales; Gigasporaceae.
AAGAAGAAUCAGAAGAAGAAUCAGAAGAAGAAUCAGAAGAAGAAUCAGAAGAAGAAUCAGAAGAAGAAUUAGAAGAAGAAUCAGAAAAAGAAUCAGAAAAAGAAUUAGAAGAAGUAUCAGAAAAUGAAUCACAAAAAGAAUUCAAAGAAGAAUUUCGAGAAGGAUUUCAAAAAGAAACGGAAUAG